Messenger RNA from Corvus hawaiiensis (hawaiian crow), 1876 nucleotides. It is a transcript of the gene IL6R, whose product is annotated as interleukin 6 receptor. The record is from RefSeq and is a predicted model, not a curated record. Lineage: Eukaryota; Metazoa; Chordata; Aves; Passeriformes; Corvidae. The transcript is spliced from 10 exons. Bases 45 to 1424 code for a protein of 459 amino acids. Gene Ontology annotation, cellular component: external side of plasma membrane; membrane. Gene Ontology annotation, molecular function: cytokine receptor activity; protein binding. Gene Ontology annotation, biological process: cytokine-mediated signaling pathway.
ACAACCGCGGCCGCCGCCGGUGUUUUCGCAGCCGGGACGGGCGCAUGGCGCGGCCGCCGCCGCCGCUUCUCCUUGGCCUCCUCCUCCUCCGCCUCCUCCUCCAGCUCGCCGCCGCCGGGCGGCCCUGCGGCCCCACCGGACUGUCGCGGGACACGGUGCUGGGCCGCCUGGGAGCCAACAUCACGUUAACCUGCCAGGACAAGGUGCCUGCGAAUGCCACGGUGUUGUGGCAAGUGGAGGAGCAGGGGUCAGCAGGGGGCUGGGCACGGCAGCUGGCGGAGGGUAACAUGCUGCUCCUGCGGCGGCUGCGCUACGAGGACUCCGGGCGCUACAGCUGCUCUGUGGGGAGCCACCUGCUGCGCUCCCUGCGUCUGCUGGUGGCAGAGCCCCCUGAAACUCCCCAGGUCUCCUGCUACCGGCGGAGCCACGACAAGGAUAUAUUGUGUGAGUGGCCACAGCAGGAGAGGCCAUCCCCAGGGACACGGGCGAUGCUCUGGGUGAAGCGGAGGUUCGUGGCUGAGAAUGGCACAGAGCAGCGGUGCCGCUACUUCUCCAAGGCACGGAAGUUCAGUUGCCGGGUGAAAGUGCCACCUGGCACCGAUGACACCAAACACCUUGUGGUGUCCACGUGCGUCAGCAACAGUGCUGGUGGCUCAGCUGGCAAAGACAAGAUCAUCACCCUCAGCGGUGUCCCAGUGAAGCCAGACCCCCCCAUCAAUGUGACGGUGGAGGCACUGGAGAAGGCGCCGCAGCGGCUGCGGGUGAACUGGUCCUACCCCUCAUCCUGGGACCCCCGUUUCUACUGGCUCCGCUUCCAGGUCCGCUACCGCCCUGAGCCUGCCCCAGCCUUCAUGGAGGUGGAUCAGGUGACAACAACAUGGCUCGACAUUCAUGAUGCAUGGCAUGGGACGAGGCAUGUGGUGCAGGUGAGGGCGAAGGAUGAGUUCGGCCAUGGUGCAUGGAGCGAGUGGAGCCAGGAGGCUGUGGGUACCCCUUGGACAGAUCCUAGGGACCUCACCUCUGAAAUGGAGCCUUUCAGCUCACAGCUCCCCAUGGAAGAUGGCACCUAUGGGGUGACACUGCCCCCCGAGCUCUUCGGGGAGGACCAUGCUAACAGUGCUGGUGGCUCUGUCAUGGAACCCAGCACCCAUCCUGUGGCAUCCCCCUAUGCCUUCCUGGUGACUGGGGGGAGUCUGCUCCUUGGCAUUGCCCUGUUUGUCGGCAUCGUGGUGAGGUACAGGCAGAUGUGGUGGACAAAUGAACAGGAGAGGACCAAGCCGGAGGGUGAGGGGCAGCACAUGCUGGUCCCCCUAGGCCUCCCCCUGCCCACACUCAAUGACACCCCUCUGCUCUCACACUCUUCCCCCUCAGCCCCUGGAAUGCUCCACAUCACUCACUCAGAUUAUUCCUCCUCAGGGCAGUAGCCAGGGGCUGAAUAUGCUGGUAGGUUCUUGGGGGUUGGAUGGGGGGUCCCAGGGCUGUGAUGUGGCUCUAGGAGCAGUUCCCCCCCACUAUCCGGUGGCUCUGUGGCUGGGACCAGCCUCUGAGGAGGGGAAUCAGUGCCAGCCCCCCAUGGAGAAGCAGCUGGGAAGGGCCCCCAGCUGGGUCCUACCUUCAGCACCGUGGCCAAGCUGGGAUGGCUGGGAGUGACAGCGCUGGAAGCACGGCUGCACCAGAGCAUGGGAGCUGGCCCGGGGCCGGGUUUGGGGGUCCCGCAAGGAAGGGCCUGGUCCCUACAGUGCCAUGGGGGUUGGGGAGGGAGGGAGGGCCUGGCUGGAUCAGCCCCAUACCUCUGCUCCAGCCCCCUCGGGGCUCCUUUUUAAAGCACAUGUUGGGGAAACCGGACAAUGUUGCUCAAAUAAAUGCUUUGGAUUUA